CUUGCAAAUUUUCCUACAAAUUUAUUUUUUUGUCACUUAAAAAACAAGAGAAACGCAAGAAACCAAACUAGUAGCAAACAGAAAAACAUCAUCAUGGGAGAAGUAGACCCAGCUUUUGUUCAAGAGCAAGAACACAGACCAAAACUCUCAAUCAUUGAAGCCAAAGGAAUUCCCGUAAUUGACCUCUCUCCAAUAUUCCACAAUGAAGUUCCAAAUCCAUCUGAUAUUGAAAACUUAGUGAAGGAAAUUGGAAGUGCAUGCAAAGAGUGGGGUUUCUUCCAAGUCACAAACCAUGGAGUCCCUUCGAGUCUUAGGCAGAGACUUGAUGAAGCUGCUAAAUUGUUCUUUGCUCAGAGUUUGGAGGAGAAGAGGAAGGUUGCUAGAGAUGAAAUCAAUCCAACUGGUUAUUAUGAUACAGAACACACCAAAAAUGUUAGGGACUGGAAAGAAGUGCUUGAUUUUCUCGCCAACGAUCCCACUUUGGUUCCUCUGAAUUCUGAUGAAAACGAUGAUCAAUUUAUUCAAUGGUCUAAUCCAUCCCCACAAUUCCCUUCACACUUCAGGGCUAUAGUUGAAGAGUAUAAUGAAGAGAUGGAAAAGUUGGCUUACAAGUUGCUUGAGCUAAUAGCUUUGAGCUUAGGAGUUGAAGCAAAGAGGUUUGAAGAGUUCUUCAAAGAUCACACUAGCUUUAUUAGAUUCAACCACUAUCCUCCAUGCCCUUACCCUCACCUAGCUCUCGGCGUUGGGCGACACAAGGAUGCUGGUGCCUUAACUAUUCUUGCCCAAGAUGAUGUUGGGGGUCUUGAAGUGAAGCACAAAGCAUCACAAGAGUGGGUUCUUGUGAAACCUACCUCAGAUGCUUACAUUAUCAACGUUUGUGAUAUUAUCCAGGUUUGGAGUAAUGAUGCCUAUGAGAGUGUGGAGCAUAGAGUAAUGGUGAACAAGGAGAAAGAGAGGUUUUCUAUUCCAUUCUUCUUCAAUCCAGGACAUGAUGCUGAAAUCAAGCCUUUGGAGGAGCUUACAAAUAAGCAAAACUCUCCAAAAUAUAAGCCAUAUAAAUGGGGUAAGUUUUUUGUCCACAGAUUACACAGUAAUUUCAAGAAACAAGAUGAGGAGAAUCUUCAAAUUUAUCAUUAUAAGCUACAGUAGAGAAAGAUAGUUUAAUAAAUGUAUCACUUAGCUCAUUUACACAACCAAAGAUUGAUCAGUGUUUCUGAAAUGAGUGAGUGGCUGCAAUCAAAUUUGCUAGUAUUGAAAUUACUAGUGUGCAUUAUGUAAGAAUUUUAUCUCAGAAUAAAAGAAAAUUUAGUUAUUACCGUUCA
Messenger RNA from Medicago truncatula (barrel medic), 1322 nucleotides. RefSeq names its product protein DMR6-LIKE OXYGENASE 1. The coding region runs from base 94 to 1149 and encodes 351 amino acids. The transcript has 3 exons. NCBI's taxonomy places the organism in Eukaryota, Viridiplantae, Streptophyta, Magnoliopsida, Fabales, Fabaceae. The record is from RefSeq and is a predicted model, not a curated record.